AUGGUCUGCCCUCUAUGCAUCCGCUUCACUUCCUUCGCAACCUUUCCGCCGACGCCUUAUCAACAUCAAGCGGUUGCCGACGCCGUGGAGGCUUCCAGAUGGAAGAAACCAGGAGUGAGCUUCGCAUAUUCCUGUUGCCACGAGCUAGCAGCAGCUGGAUUCGAAAAGAGCCCAUCUGUCUUCAACUGCGCAGGCGGCCCGCCCCGGCAUAGCGCUUUGCCAAGGCAGCGGUGGCAGGCGGAGCCCCUCGCAGAGGUUUGGGUGGUCUUCGGACUCGGACUCCAUCGGCAUCUGAUGGCCGGGACCAUCCCAUGGUCUACGGUUCGUCAGGGCUCAGUUGGCUCCGCUGGCUGGCAGCCCGAGCCUAUGGAGUUUCUAAGCGACCUUCACUCGAACCCCUUCGUCUUUCCCUUCGAGGAGUGCUUCCCACCGGAGAGCCCUGCGACCUUUGUUCGGUGCUGCAACGCAAGGUGGCGCCACCAGCUUCCGAAUCAAGACUGCUGGGGAAGACCAUUCCUCCCAGGGGCCCAAGCCAAAUAUUUACAACGCCUGCAUGGGCUAAACGACAUGAACCUUUCUGCGGAGACCGGUGACUUACGUUUCGAGGCUGGCCAGAUUUUGAAGGAGGUAAGCAGAUACUGUCCGGAUGGUGAAUGCCACGAGCAACACUGGCCCUACGACAGCUUGCCGUUCCUGCAACAACUGCGCAUGGCACACCUGCAGGCCCUUGGAAGAUUGCGUGAAGUGGAGCCUGGAGAGCCACAGAAGAGCGGCAGGCUUGAGUAUCCAAGUCCAUCAGAGUUCAAGAGGUGGCUUAGCUGGAAGAACAGGAGCCUGACGAAUCCCAUGGAUUGCUGCGGGCUGGAAGUAGAGACUCAGAAACCACCGAAACUCUUUCCAACGCCCUUUUUGGACGAGUACUAUGAACAGAAGUGGCCUCCGGCGUUGACGGCGAAGAACCGGGUCGGUCGAGAUCUCUUCUCAUGCCAGAGCGUGUUGUCUGAAGUUUCAUUGCACGAGCUGGUGGUUCUGUACAUCCGCGCGGGGUCACCUGCUUACAUCUUGCGCGAACGAAAGGCUUUACCCCCCAGGGCCCAUGCCCGAUAUUUGAAGUGGAGUGAGAGAUGCGCACAUCACUACAGCACGUCUGAUCGCCCCCAGUUUUGGACGCAAAGUCUGCUUAGCUUCAAGCCUGAUGCUGGUCAGGCAGAGCCGCAACAAGAUCCGCUGUUUAUGGACAUACUGCCUGCGGACAGUGCUACUUUUCCGGAGGGGCGGGCAGCAUCCAAGCGCUUCGGGGUUCUUGCCAGCUGCGCCCAUCGGACUCGGAAGAACUGUCGCUUGGCAGUGGGCCUUUGGCAAUGCUACAGAGAAAGGCAUUCAAACGACACAGAGAUCUGGUAUCGGGAACAAACUGCCGAUUUUCACAGCGAGACGGAUCUCAGGUGCAGCUCAGGGGCCCGUGUCAGAGAUUUGGCGAGGCAGUGUGGGACGGGACUGGACUGCGAAGGGGCAGGACAGAGUUCCUUUCACUACUGGCGCACGUCCUUCAACGCACUGACAUUUAGCAGCAUGUGCAUGCUCCAUCAUGAUGCUUUACUUGACAACAAGCGCACAAAAGUUCGUGUGGGUGCGGACGUUUUCGGACGGUAUGAAUGGCACCUGCUUGUGGACGGAGGAGAUGUUAGCAUCGGACCAGGUUGCUUUGGCGAAAGCCUCUCAACAAUUAUCUCCAUGGCCCCACUUGAAGCGGAGAUAAUUAUAAAAGAUCCGAGCGACUUGGAAGAUAGCAACGGAGGAGUGGUUCUCGUACGUCGCUCGCCUUUGGGCAAGUUAUUCCUAGACCUAAUGCUAGACAAGACCAGCUGGCCGCUACAGCUCAUUGGAAGUGGCUGCUAUUGUGACCAACCCAGUAUGAACGAAGCGAUUCUGGAGAUAGUUGCAUGGGAGACAGGCGCGGAGUACAACUCAGACUGCUUGCCACACUUAUUUGUUGAGCCCAACGAAGACGGCAACUUUGGGUGCCACUACAUGACCCAUCUGCUUUGCUUCAAGACAAACCUGCGACGCAUGACAGGACCAUUCGGAAAUCGCAGCACUCGCAAGAUCUACUUCCUGCCGCCUCACCGGGCAGCAGACAUAAACUUCCGGCCGUCUGGCAAUGUGCCGGAUCGAGCGACAGAGGGCAACUUAGCCCACUUCCACUGGAGGCCAUUUAUAUGGCAUUGGAACAGCUAUCAAUCGAAGCAUCCGGUUAUGCUGAAGCACCAUGCAAUCGAAGAGAAUGCUCACAUGACCUUGCCGCCGUGCCUGGGGCCAGACUUGUCAGCUAAAGUUAUCACUCAAGCGCUUCUUUCGUUAAGUAUCCAUCUGUCGAAGACCGAUCAGAUCCUUCGAUCUGGCAUGCUUUCUCACGACUACAGUCACAGUGGUGCCAGCAACAUCUUGCCGAGCAUCCGCGUCGAUGUUCUUUUCGGUCUGCAUCGAGAGUAUGUAGCCAAUGGCAGCCUGGAGGACUGCCAUUCUGUUAGUUAG
This is a messenger RNA of Symbiodinium necroappetens, 2535 nucleotides long. Lineage: Eukaryota; Dinophyceae; Suessiales; Symbiodiniaceae. The record is from the annotation of a GenBank genome assembly.